AUGGUGCAGCAGCCGAGGUGCUCGGCGUCGGCGCACAAGAGGUUGUCGUACGUGUCCCGGGUUGAGGAACACCCGGACGCCGUGCGCCCAGCACUGGUUGGCGCCGUGCGGCAGCCGAGGCGGCUCGUGGUGGUGGCGGCGGCGAAGCGCCGGUACAAGGGGACGGCGAGGAGGGAGGCAGCGCUGGCGGGGCGGCUGGUGGUGGUGGCGGCGGCGAAGUGCCGGUACAAGGGGACGCCGAGGAGGGAGGCGGCGCUGGCGGAGCUUGUGGAGCGGACAGUGGCGGAGGCGAUGGAGGCGUGCGCGGGGCACGAGGCGGAGGCCGGUUGCCGCGUGGCGUGGGACGAGGUGGAGGAGGUGAGCCAGGCCAGGGCCGACCUCCGCCCCUGCAUCGCCGAGGCCCCUGGCGACCCGCUCGAGCCCUUCUGCGUGCACAACCCCGAUGCUGACGACUGCGCCAUUGUCUACGUCGACGUCGACGACUGA
Molecule: messenger RNA, 486 nt
Organism: Panicum virgatum (switchgrass)
Lineage: Eukaryota; Viridiplantae; Streptophyta; Magnoliopsida; Poales; Poaceae
Product: calvin cycle protein CP12-3, chloroplastic-like
Exons: 2
Coding region: 1-486 (161 amino acids)
Biological process (GO): negative regulation of reductive pentose-phosphate cycle
Cellular component (GO): chloroplast
Source: RefSeq, a predicted model, not a curated record